GAGAGAGAGAGAAGGAAUCAAUGCACGCACUUGAAAUAGCUGGUAUUCCAUGGUCUUCCGCAUAUUAUAAACAUCAAAUGGCCAAAACCCUCAUUAUAUAAUGAGGACCAUCAUCCCUCAAACCUUCCAACACACGGAAGCUUCGCUACCUCCCGCAUGGCUACCUUCAAUGGCACCAUCAUCCUCCUCCUCUCUCUCGCGUCCGUAGCAAUCUUGGCCGCCGGGAAGGAGCCGACCACUCGCCUACACUUCUACAUGCAUGACAAGAUAAGCAACCCCAACGCCACCGCUGUGAGGGUCGCCGAAGGGCCUCAGACGAGCACGGGACCGGGCAUCAACUUCGGCGACAUCUACGUAAUAGACGACCUGUUGACCACCGGACCAAGCCCGUCUUCUCUACUAGUCGGCCGGGCGCAAGGCUUCUACGCUAUGGCGUCGCAGGACCCGGCCGACGUCGCCUUAAUGCUAACGGUGAACCUGGUGUUCACGGAGGGAGAGUACAAGGGAAGCACGCUGGCGAUACUGAGCAGAGACGCCAUCUUCUCGCCGGUGAGAGAGCUCCCGGUGGUGGGAGGCAGCGGCGCGUUCAGGCUCGCAUGCGGCUACGUGCUCAUGAAGACCUACUCGUUCAACCAGACUCUGGGCGAUGCCGUUCUAGAAUGGGACGUUUACGUCAUGCACUAAGCAUCACAUCUGCUUAUUUCCCUUCCACUGUUUCCUUCUUUGUAUCGUUGUUAUGAUGAAUAAUAUCCAGUGUUCAAUCA
Musa acuminata AAA Group (dessert banana) is the source of this 764-nucleotide messenger RNA. Its product is annotated as dirigent protein 21-like. Lineage: Eukaryota; Viridiplantae; Streptophyta; Magnoliopsida; Zingiberales; Musaceae. Bases 157 to 684 code for a protein of 175 amino acids. The record is from RefSeq and is a predicted model, not a curated record. The transcript has a single exon.